CUUUAUUAGCCGUGCCUUUGUGCUGCUAGGUGAACACAGUUUUUUCUUCGCGGCUUAUCGUUAUCAACAAGAACGCUUCCAGAAAAUAAAGUUCCAGUUUAUCAUUUGUUUGAGUUGGAUUGUAAGUCCAACUCUAAGUGCCGGGAAACAAAUUGAAAAAGCAUAAAGUAGAAAAUGUCCACGUCAGCCUCCUCGUCCAGCCGCUCUCCCACCGAAAAAACCAAAACUACGCAAACCCUCCGCGACAUUGCGUACAGUCGUGGUUUCGGCGCAAGACGAAUCGUCCGGGCGGAAAUUUGGGAGUUUUUACUGCAACAACCAACAGCUCCCUCUAAUACGAAUACCAACCAAAAAACGAAGAAACAGAACAUUCUGGCGAAGUUCAAGGACAAGGCGCUAGAGCAGAAGCUGAUCGCGAAACUCCUCGGCGAGCUACCGGUGAAAACAACCAAAGCGAGCAAGCUCGGGGAGACCAUUUUGGAAGCCGCAAAAACUACCCAAACAGACACCGCGGUAAGUAGAACGAGGACAGUUUCGAAUGACGAUGAUAAUAUCCCCGCUUCUAUUCAGCAAGACUUUGACGCGGUGUACAUUCCGCCCGAAUUGAAGCACAAGCUCCCGGCGAACGACCUCCACGUGAUCGAGGCGGAUGUGAAAAGGUCCUGUUUCUCAUGGGAUAUUCACAAAAAGGAAUCAGAACUCCCGAUUGAAUCCAUGCGGUUGGCGGACAGACAGAACAAGCGGAACACGUUGAUAAAGCUGCUCGGCGAGGUUUUGGUGGAGGAAAAGAUCGAUCAUAGGGAAAAAAAGCAGAAAACCAUCACAAAUACCUGGAAAUAUUACCAGGGCUUCCACGACAUCUGCCUCGUCUUCCUCGAAACGAUGAGCACGAGAUUUUCCGCGGCGAGUUCUGUGAGAACCUUCAUUGACAAAACGCUCGUGAUAUCCUGUGCAAAAGUAUCGUACUCGUAUUGCAGUCAUGCAUUACAAAUCCUUUUGUUAAGGUAAAUCCGCAUUACAAAUUUUAUUUCUCAUGCUGAGGAAAUUUGUAAUGCAUUUAUACGAGUGCGAUACUUUUACUUUUGCAGUUCAUACAUGAAGGAGUUUUUGUCCCCGGAGAAGCGGUUCGACGAGAUCAUUUUUCCGCUUUUCGACAUUAUGGAGCAGAUUUUACGCGAACACGACCCGCAGCUCUUUACCCACUUCAAAUACCUAAACGCGCACGCUGGGCUCGCGGACACCGGGCAGAUUUCCCUCCACUUCACUUUAGCGUGGCUGCUUACCUUUUUCGCGCACAGUGUGAAUGAGUUCGAAUUGCUAUCCCGCGUGUUCGACGUUUUGGUCGCGGAGUGUAAAGGAAGUGCUGGUGAUGUUGGUGAUGACGGCGGGGGAAGUACAAGUAGAUUAACUUCUAAAUCUAAGCCAAAAUCCUAUUACACCAUUCUCUUCCUCAUCAUCGCAUUGUUGAAAACACAGAGGAACAAAAUCAUCUUGGAACUUCACGACGCAACAGAGAUUCACAUGCACUUCUCCUCUACAACUUUCUCCUUCGCAAAGGAUGACGACAAUACUACCGUUUGUAUCGAUACUUGGCUGGCGCAAGCGAAGAAAUUGAUCGAUGCAACGGACAUGGAACAGCUGCUGAAGAGGUUAGCUCGGAGGAAAAAGUACGAAUUUAUUGUGAAUGGGUUGAAGAAACGGAAGAAACUACUCUUCACCGCGACCGGGUCAACCACCGCGGCAAUAGUCGCAACCACCGCAACUUACUACGAAGAGCUUGCCAUGACGACUCUCGCGCAAGUGACGGAGUUGGUUUUAAAUCCGGAGAUUUUGGUGCGGUUUGUCAUGCAGUAUUUCGAAUACGCUGCGGCGACUGUAGUUGCUGCUGCAACAGAAGUUUUUCAAGUCGAGGGCUACGUGAAAGCGGUCGUGGAUGUCGUAGGGAACUAUGGCUCGGAAAUUACACCUGUUUUAGAAUUUGCGUAUGAACGGCACUUCUACUCCGUGAGCUUUUUUUUCACGGGCGUGGUUUGUCUGUACCUAGGGAUCAUACAGACUCUGAGUAGGAAAUUACGGGUGUACGAUACGAUGAAUGCGAAUGAAUGAAUAAGGCGCUGAAGAAUUGCACGACCAAAUAAAGACGGUUGUCGACAGCAUAGCAAAACAACUUCUCACAGCGCACGAUUAAUCUGUGGGUGCCAAGCGUGCACUUUUGAAGACAUCGCAGACAGCUGCAGUGGUUCUGCUUGAUGUUAUGUUCGGAUGAGCAAGAUCUUCUUUUUUCACAUGUUCUUGAGAAACGCGGGUUUUUUCGCUGCGGUCGUCCCUGCUACUGAGAUCCAGGUCGGAAGAUCCAUGCUGGUGUUGCGUUGUUUGUCCUCUGCGGAAGAAAAA
Amoebophrya sp. A120 is the source of this 2394-nucleotide messenger RNA. The record is from the annotation of a GenBank genome assembly. Lineage: Eukaryota; Dinophyceae; Syndiniales; Amoebophryaceae.